AUGUUCUUAGUCGUUGUCGACGCCUAUUCCAAGUAUGUUGACAUUGUCCCAAUGUCUAAUGCUACUUCAACUACCACCAUAACAGCUUUACGACAUAUUUUCAGCAAUUUUGGACUACCUGAACACAUUGUUUCAGAUAAUGGUAGCCAAUUUACCAGUGAGGAGUUUCAGAAAUUUCUGAACGAUAACAAUAUUCAACAUACUACAACCGCUCCAGGACAUCCUGCAACGAAUGGAUUGGCAGAAAGGUAUGUGGGAAAUUUUAAAGAUAAACUAAAGAAAAUGGUGGACUCAGGAGAGCCAUUGCAGACAAAAUUAGACCAGUUUUUGCUGACGUACAGAGCUACCCCUGCAGGUUUAGGAAAGUCACCAUCAGAGUUGCUAUUAGAAUGA
Messenger RNA from Paramuricea clavata, 393 nucleotides. The record is from the annotation of a GenBank genome assembly. NCBI's taxonomy places the organism in Eukaryota, Metazoa, Cnidaria, Anthozoa, Malacalcyonacea, Plexauridae.